Fusarium pseudograminearum CS3096 is the source of this 1080-nucleotide messenger RNA. RefSeq lists its product as uncharacterized. NCBI's taxonomy places the organism in Eukaryota, Fungi, Ascomycota, Sordariomycetes, Hypocreales, Nectriaceae. The record is from RefSeq and is a predicted model, not a curated record. The transcript has 3 exons. Bases 1 to 1080 code for a protein of 359 amino acids.
AUGGCCAAUCUGGGUGUUUACGCAGGUGUAACGACACUCGUCGCCUUGCUCUUGACCUACGGCAUCCCAUUGUUUCUCAGCGAAUACUUUCCCUGGCAGAGCUUGUAUAAACAACGCCACGGAAAACCUAUAGUCACGACAAAAUCGUAUGAGGGACGAACUGUGCUCAUCACUGGAGCCAAUGGUGCUUUUGGAUCGAGAGCUGCCAAGCUCUUUGCCCACCGCGAUGUUGACACGCUUGUUCUUGUUGACGUCAGGGACUGUGGGGAGCUGAAGCAGGAGAUUGAAAAGGAAUUGAGUGCUGCGGGCAAAGCAAAGCCUACCAUUUUGGUCUGGCAGGCUGAUCUGAUGAACUUUUCAGGAUGUCAAGAGGUUGCGAGAAAGGCGAAGGAACUCAAGACACUUGACCAUGUCUUGAUGACGAUGGGUAUCUUGUCUUUUAACCGUCGUGUGUCACCUGAAGGCUGGGAAACCUCCAUCCAAAUCAAUUACCUCUCUGGUGCUCUCCUCGGACUUCUACUCCUGCCCCUUCUCAAGCCUUGCUCUUCCAACCCCAACCCUCCCGUCAUGACCUUUGUCACAUCCUUCGGCAUCUACCCAUCGUCAUUCACAAUGGGCAUGCCCAAGAAUGGUUCCUAUCUCAAGAUGCUCAGCAACAACAAGGACGGCAUGCAGCAAGCCCACCAAUACGGCCGCUCCAAGGCUCUGCUUCUGUACUUCACCCGCGAACUCGCCGAGCGCACCUCAAAGCUUCCUCACAAAGUGACCAUCAACAGCGCCGACCCUGGAUCUGCAUGGACGCCUCUUACCGCUCCGAAUCAGGAUCAGCUCAUCCCAAGACUAAUUCAGAACUUUGGAUCCAGAGCACCGGAGAUUUGUGCUGCUGCUCUUGUCAAUGGUGUUUCAGCGUCGAAAGAUGCGCAUGGGAAGAUUAUGCAGGAUUUUGACACUACUUCUUAUCCUCCUUUUAUGGAACGUAAGAGUGGUCAUACAGCUCAGAAGCGUGUCUGGGAUGAGACGCGGGAAGAGUUUGAGGCCAAGGCUCCAGAGGUCAAGGCUGUUUACGAGAUGUUGGGUUGA